Acaromyces ingoldii is the source of this 800-nucleotide messenger RNA. RefSeq names its product yippee-like protein. Gene Ontology annotation, cellular component: ubiquitin ligase complex. The record is from RefSeq and is a predicted model, not a curated record. Bases 309 to 641 code for a protein of 110 amino acids. Lineage: Eukaryota; Fungi; Basidiomycota; Exobasidiomycetes; Exobasidiales; Cryptobasidiaceae. The transcript is spliced from 4 exons.
AGACAGCCCAGACACCAGCGCGCGAGGUAAAGCUCACAGUCUUGCAAGGACGACGACGUCUUUCGGAGGGGAGGAGGCAACAAGCUUCUGGCGAGGUGGCUGCCCUCUCUCUCUCUCUUUCUUUCGUCGCUCAAGACCCUUUCGCAACGGACCGCUCACUACCUCGCCCGCUUUGACUCACUCGCUUCACCUACCUUGAACGCACGCAUCCACAAUCAUCGCCCCAUUCUCCUUUCAUCAGUACGGCCACAAGGCACGUACGCAAAGAGGCAUACACAUAAACCAACAUAACCACACACGCAAUCAAGAUGGGCAUGGUUCAUCGCGAGUACCUCGCCUCGUCGCGGAUCUUUGGGUGCAAAAAGUGCAAGACGCACCUCACGACGAUCGAGCGCCUCGUCAGCCGAAACUUCAAUGGCCAGACUGGUAGGGCGUGCCUCUUUGACCACGUCGUCAACAUCACCCUGGGCGACGCAGACGACCGGCAAAUGACAACGGGUCUGCACACAGUCAGGGAUGUGCGGUGCGCAAAUUGCAGCCACAUUUUGGGCUGGAAGUAUGACAAGGCCCACGUUGAUUCGGAGCGGUACAAGGAAAAGAAGUUCAUCCUCGAGCGCGCCCUCAUAGACGACGUAGAAUGAUGCCGGCCGAGCAGUGCUGCUCCACAAGUCUCUCAUUUCCAUGGCUAUGUGCACCCGGCGGCUACUGUUACAAUGCAAUCAUGUCGGUUUCGUCUUUGCCUUUUUUGCCCCUCUGGCCGCCUUCAUUCUCUCAAGCCUGGCUUUGAGCGCAUUGACUCU